Molecule: messenger RNA, 376 nt
Organism: Monoraphidium neglectum
Lineage: Eukaryota; Viridiplantae; Chlorophyta; Chlorophyceae; Sphaeropleales; Selenastraceae
Exons: 1
Source: RefSeq, a predicted model, not a curated record
AUGGGCGGCGCCAGCGCUAGUGGAGGCGAUGGCCCAGCUGCCAGCGGUGGGAGCAGCAUCAUCAGCGGCAGUAGCAGCAGCCGCAGCAGCAGCGGCGGCAGCAGCAGUAGCAGCAUGAGUAGCCGUUCGACUGGUACCGGUAGCGGCACGGCUGGCAGCAGCAGCAGCAGCAGCAGCAGCAGCAGCAGCAGCAGCAGCAGCAGCAGCAGCAGCAGCAGCAGCGGCGCCAGCGGUGGGGCCGGGGUCACUAGUGACAAUCCAGAUGCAAUCCUGGGCCCCUACGACACCCUCAACGUGGUUCCAAGGCCGAAGAAGCGUCCAGGGCUGUUGGAGCGUGUGGCCUAUGGGCGUAAAACAGCCGACGAGCUGAAUGAUU